GGAAGGUAGAUCGGGGUGCGGGGAAGCCAGGCAUCCAACCGUGCACUGGGCUGGACGUGGCAGUGUGACUGGACAGCAGGGGAUUUGAGCCAUGGGAGAUAGCCGACGGGGUGUGAUGAUGAUGGUGAUGAUAAUAUUCGUUAAGCACUUACUAUGUGCAAAGCACCGUUCUAAGCGUUGGGUGGCCAAGGUUGUGAGGUGGUGAAGGCCUCAGAAAGGUGCGUGGGAGAGCCAGGGGUAGGGGCAGACAGAAGGCCUUCUGUGGGCCUGGUAGGGGCUCAGCUGCCACGCAGGGAUUGCCCAGGGCCAAGGAUCUGGCUGUCGACCACCAAGGGUCCAGCAAAUGUGUGGAGAGACCGGCCUUGGGGGGGUCUGGGGACUCACGGUGGGGUCCAAUCUAGCACCCUUCGUGCCGUGUGUCAUCUGACCUUCCCAGCGGCUGGACGAUCAGCCGAGCCCUUGCCGCAAGAGAGAACCGUAACCACCUGCCCCACUGCAUGCCUCCAUGAUAGCUGGGGGGUUGGCGCCGACUCUUUUUGCAUGGCUCCCCUCCCAACACCUGGGAUUUCCGGAGUUUGCUCCCAAGGGGACAAGCUGGGCUGGGCCACGGCGUGGCGUGGCCGUCCGAGGGGCUGGGCAGCCAGGUAAGCCGGUGUAUGACCCGCCAGCCCCCCGGAGUCCAUAGCCGAGGAGCCCAUGGAGGGUGGCCGGGCAAACCGGGAGAUUCCCUCCACCACUGAGGCCUUCGUCCGGACCCUGGGAAACGCUAGUGGUGGCCCGGCCCUUCCCCCGGAGGUAGAGCCCGGGGCCCCGGUCUCUGGCCCACGAGGUGAAGAGUCUGAGGGAGCCGAGAAGCUCCGGAGGCUCAUGAAAGCUGGGAUAGAGGUGUUGCCGGCAGCUCGGCGUUUCUGCAGCCCCAAGCCCGCGGGCACAGAUCCAGACUCCACAGACACAGUGCUCCGUGGAGAGAGCCUGCUGCAGGGGGCUGGCCGUGGUGCCCACGUGGCUCCUGACCCAGAGAGAGAUGACUUCGCCAUCCGCAGGAUGUGUCGGGGGUCCAGAGGCAAUGGCCCGGUCAACUCCGGGCAGACCAGCUCGGAAGAGCCCCCACAGGGCCAGCUGGGGCCCCACAGUGGGAGACUCCUCAGGGGUCCAGCAGUGGGGGCCGCAGGCCCACGGGCACGGUCCCCGGAGCGGGAGCCGGAUGGCGCGGAGGCUGGGCCGGGCCCCGACCUGCAGAGAGAUGACAUGGCCCAGCGCAAGGGGCAGCAGCGGUGCCGGCGGCUUCCCUGGAGCUUCGUGCCGGCCACCGCGCAGAUCACCGCGGCCGACCAGGAGACGUGGGACAGGCUCCAGGUGUCCGCCGAGACCAGGUGUGGCACAUGCCAUCCCCGCCCCUGGGCCGGGGUCGGGGAGGCCUGGGCAAGAGUUUUAACUCUCGAAGAUGGACGAGCAGGGAAGGCAGGGUGGUCCAGUGGAGGGAGCAUGGGAUGGGGAGGAAGCAGGGGACCCAGGUUCUAACCCCAUUACUCCUGCCACCAGGAUUCUUUGGGGCCUCAGCUAAGUCCCUUAACCUCUCUGGAUCUCA
This is a messenger RNA of Ornithorhynchus anatinus (platypus), 1588 nucleotides long. RefSeq lists its product as uncharacterized. The record is from RefSeq and is a predicted model, not a curated record. The transcript is spliced from 3 exons. NCBI's taxonomy places the organism in Eukaryota, Metazoa, Chordata, Mammalia, Monotremata, Ornithorhynchidae. Bases 697 to 1521 code for a protein of 274 amino acids.